This is a messenger RNA of Xenopus laevis (African clawed frog), 3341 nucleotides long. It is a transcript of the gene fbxo45.S, whose product is annotated as F-box protein 45 S homeolog. Gene Ontology annotation, cellular component: SCF ubiquitin ligase complex; synapse. Gene Ontology annotation, biological process: proteasome-mediated ubiquitin-dependent protein catabolic process; protein ubiquitination; synapse assembly involved in innervation. The transcript is spliced from 3 exons. The coding region runs from base 185 to 1027 and encodes 280 amino acids. The record is from RefSeq and is a predicted model, not a curated record. NCBI's taxonomy places the organism in Eukaryota, Metazoa, Chordata, Amphibia, Anura, Pipidae.
GCGGAGACACUGUACAAAACAGGAAGCUUCCUCAAGCUUGGUUGACCCUGGCGACAAUUGGUUGGGAAUCGGUAACCCCUGCUCCUUCGUCUGAUUGGCUGGCCAUGACGUGAUGCUUAGGGCAGUGGCCGGCGCUGGUUGAUGAGGUGGUUGUGUGGAGGCCGCUGCCUGGAAUACGGAGGGUAUGGCGGCAGCUAUUAAUGCUGCUGUACCUUCUCCUCCGGUAGCUCCGAGCGCACCUCCUCCUCCUCCCCCGCCGCUUGGUCAGGCCUCGGAUAGGUUUCCUAGCUUGGUGCUCGAACUGGUUUUCUCCUAUUUGGACCUGCCUGACCUGCGCAGCUGCGGCCUGGUGUGUAAGCGCUGGUACCGCUGUCUCCACGGAGAUAAGAACAGUGACGUGUGGAGGAGUCUGUGCUGCAGAAUCGUUAGCGAGGAAGCCUUGCGGACCGACAUACUGUGCAACCUGCGCACUUACAAGGCCAAGGUUCGGGCCUUUCAGCAUGGACUUAGUUCAAGUGACUGCUCUAGAAAUGUGUUCAUUAAGAAAAAUGGUUUCACUCUUCACCGAAAUCCCAUAGCGCAGAGUACUGAUGGAGCACGCACCAAAAUUGGCUUCAGCGAAGGGCGCCAUGCAUGGGAAGUGUGGUGGGAAGGUCCUUUGGGUACAGUUGCUGUAAUAGGAAUAGCUACAAAACAGGCACCAAUGCAGUGUCAGGGGUAUGUGGCACUCCUGGGCAGUGAUGACCAGAGCUGGGGCUGGAAUCUGGUGGAUAAUAAUUUGUUGCAUAAUGGGGAGGUAAAUGGUAGCUUCCCCCAGUGCAAUAAUGCCCCAAAAUACCAGAUAGGCGAAAGGAUUAGAGUGAUCUUGGAUAUGGAAGACAAAACCUUGGCGUUUGAACGUGGCUAUGAGUAUUUAGGGGUGGCUUUUCGGGGACUGCCAAAGGCCUGCUUAUACCCAGCAGUAUCUGCCGUAUAUGGGAACACAGAAGUGACUUUGGUGUACCUAGGCAAACCUCUGGAUGGGUAACAUAACUACUAGAAACAACUGUGGAUUAAACCAAGUGGUGCAUUUUGCAUGUGACUUAGCAGGAGGCAUCACCCAUUAGGAGGAUACUCAAAGGAUAUAAGGCAUAUAUCACGGACCCUGCUUGUUCUGCAUCCUGGAAGACUCUUGAGCCUAUCCCCUGGUUGAGUGCUAAGAAUAUCCAGUUGGGGAUGCCACAAUGUGAAUGGAGAUGAAGGGUCUCUUUUUGCUUUUAUUUGUAUCCCCAGUGUUGUCUGUGUUUUUGUGUUGGUUUGAUGGUUGUGCAAAGAAAUAGUAUUAUACUGCUGGGGUCAGUUCAGAUGCACAGUGCAGUGCUUUGGACUCUAGCCGGCUGGAGGCAGUUCAGGGAGAUUAGUCGCCUAAAGAAGAGGCGAUUUGUCGCCGGGGCGACUAAAUCUCUCUGAAUCUUCGAGUGUGUCUCUGCCCUUAAAGCCCAUCUUAAAUGUUUAUUAGAUUGAGAAUAAGUGUUAAAACUUAUUUGAUGUCUUAUUAUCACAAGACUAUAGUGCAGGGAUCCCCAACCUUUUUCACCCGUGAGCCACAUUGAAAUGUAAGAAGUGUUGGGGAGCAAUAGUUCCCGAGAACACAAAUGAAGGGCUGUGAUUGGCUCUUUUGUAGCCCCUAUGUGAGCUGGCAGCCUACAGGAGACUCUGUUUGGCAGUACAACUGUUUUUUAUGCAACCAAAAGUUUUCUCCAAGCCUGGAAUUCAAAUAAAAAAAGCUCCUGCUUUGAAGCCACUGAGAGCAACAUCCAAGGGGUUGGGGAGCAACAUGUUGCUCAUGAGCUACUGGUUGGGGAUCACUGCUAUAGCGGAAUGACUGAUUAACCAAUGCCUUCCUAUAUCUAUAACUUUAUGAGCUUAAGGGGGCUUUGACCAAAGUUUGGACCUUCUCGUCUGGCUUGAUCUUAAAAAUAGUCAGAUACUACUGAUUUUAGAAGAAACAGAGCAAUUCCUGCUUUUGUGCUUGCUGUCUUUUAAUUUAUGUCUGCUUUUAACUUGCAUCCCAAAAGCCAUCAGAGUACAUUCUUAAAUUAUACCAAAUGUAGUGAAUAGAGAGGGUCAAGUGACCCUUUUAAGGUGUUAAAGAUUUUGGGAACAAGUGGGGCAAGACCUUUUGUCUGAUGAAAUACUGUGCGAUUUUGGCAGCCAUGGCCACAUUGUAGUAUUUUUAUUUUUUUUGAGGACCAAUGGAUCUGAGAGAAAGAUGGGAUCUGUGUUUCCUCUCACUUUCUUAUCUGCCAAAAUGUCAUCAACACACCACAGAAAGGGCAGCAGCAGACUGACCAUUCUCUAGUAGGGUUGCAGGAUGGUCUGUUACAAUUGCCCCCUCCUGUCCUCCAUGCCAGGGAGCAAAACAUAUGCCAAUACAUUCGGGCAGUGUGGUCAAUAUUUCUGAAUAGUGUCACGUCUAGGAAUGACACACAGGCCUAUUUACACAGCGUUGUUCUACCGACAUGUAUCCCAUAACUCCGAAAAUCAUGCUGCUAAAAAAAAAUUGACUAAAUUACAAUUUUAAAUGAAGUGAAGACUGGCAAGGCAGGGAAUUGUCGUUUUCUCAAAUUCUGAAAUUGUCCAAAAGCAUCACUAAAUUAACAGAAUUGCAAAGUACAAGUUUGUUUUCCUUUAUCUGGUGUGCGUGUGUAAACUGCAUAGCAUAGAAUUACAGCCAUGUCCUUGCCUAAUAUUGAGUUAAUUUAUAUUCAACAGGGAGGGGGGCUAUAAAUAUUGUGAUACAGUGGCCUAUAGUGCACUGUAUAUUUCUGUAUGAAACAAUUGUAGUUGCGUGGAUUAAUGGUAAUAUGCCCAGUAUAUGGAUUAAUGCUUGCUAAAUCUAUUUAUUCCUGUAUUUUUUAUGCAUGGUGACAUAUACUCAUUGUAAAGGCACUGUCAUAUCAUACCUCUUGUCCUUUCAGUUGGCCAGGGAAAAUUGUGCAGUGGUAUAAGCAGUUGAGCUGCAUGAAUUUUAGAAAGAAGCCAUCACUAACCCUGGGCUAUAUAUUGGGCCGCUGCAUUAUUCCAGGCUUACAGGGCUGCUUUGUGUGUGCAUGGUACAUUUGGGUAAGCCAUAAACAAAUCUUUCUCACCAAACACCUACCUUGCAUGAAUAGAAAUUCUGUAGCACACUCUAUACAAGGCAGCACUGACCAGCAAUACUGCAGUAAUAUGCAUUUGCUUCCCUAGUUGUGGCUUCUUUUUGCCUUGCUUGUAUCCAGUGCUCACUUCUCACAAGCCCGAGUCAUUGCAAAGCAUUCUGGCAGCUCAGCAGACACUACACAAGAUAACAGCACUGGCUU